Messenger RNA from Lethenteron reissneri (Far Eastern brook lamprey), 8867 nucleotides. It is a transcript of the gene ZNF532, whose product is annotated as zinc finger protein 532. The record is from RefSeq and is a predicted model, not a curated record. NCBI's taxonomy places the organism in Eukaryota, Metazoa, Chordata, Hyperoartia, Petromyzontiformes, Petromyzontidae.
AUGUUUUGUUGUUGGUGUUUGGCAACCCGUAGGAUUGAAAAUGGCUGUGUGGCUUUUUUGGUUGAUAUCUUGGUGGGCCAUUUUAAACAUUCUUGCCGUGUUGUAUUUGAUAAGCACUCACUGCGAUUGCUACUGCAUUCCAGGGUGUCAGCUCGUGUUGGCUGUGUGUGUUGACCUUGCUUAGGGAGCAUUCCUUGCGUUUGUGUGUUUCGGCGAAAAUAAUUGUUGAGAUUGCAUAUCAGAGCAAAAGUGGUGUGUGUGUGUAUGUGUACCUGCUCGUAUUGUGCUUUUUCUGUCAUAAGCACGAGUUCUGAGAUGAAUACUAAAAUGAACUUGAUGUGUUUGAAUAGCAUUUCGUGUGUGGCCUCUGAUGACGAAAGCACAUUCAGUGUGUGUGCACCCUAUUAGAAUUACAAAUUAUCUGCUUGCAUGCCAAUGUGAACCUCAUGUGUAUGUCAGCAACAUUCAUUAUCAUGACUGCACACUAAUGCAACACUGGUUUAUGUCAAAUUCGUACGUUCUCAGGAUUGCUUACUAAAGAAAACCCACAAACCCUGUUUGUGUCUGCAGUGAGCUCGAUUAAUCUCGGCAGCUCAUUUCAAUAUGCGAAUUCUGCAGUGUUUUUAAUGUGUGUGACAUCAUCUUUGCAUUCACGUUGUGCAGAAAUAUAAAAUGCACAGCCCUGUAAGAGAGGCAGGAAGGGCUGUGCAGGCCUGUGGUCGUGCCACAUCAAGAAUGCAGAAUGGUGGUGUGCUUUUUUUUUGUGGCUGGAAGCAUGGAGGGCGAGUGGGGGUUGGUGCUUUGGUGUGUGUGUGACCUGUGUGUACGUGUGGAGAGUGAUAGUGUAGUGGUUCCCGUGGAUUGCACACUGCGAUCCUGACCACCUGGGCUCUGUUAUCAAGCGGCGCACGUCAUCAUCAUUGGUAAAUGGUAUCUGAACCCAUCCUGGCUUGCCCAUAGGUUAUCCCAAUCUUAAAUUGAGAACCUGGUGUAGUGUGUUAACAAUCAGCAAUAGGGAGGUAAAGUCAAUAAGGGUAUAUGGUCUGAUCACACCACCACCACCUCAUUUACCUUGACGUCCUUAGUGGAUGAUUGGUCAUAGUGUUUGCGUCAUUUGUAUCACCUGCCCCACUGGUCUAUAAGACUAAACUGGGAUCUUUGUAUGUGUACAGUCGGGCAUGACAUCGGUGCACUGUUGCGAUCAUCAAAUACUCGUUGACAGUUCAGCAUCACAGUCAGCAGCAGACACAAACGGCAGGGUCGUCUAUCUUGGCAGAUGAAUUGGGUGACGUGGCAACUACAUAAAUCGUGACGAUGCAUUUUUAGCCGAUGCUAUUAUUUGAAAGAGGGGUAAAAAAAAUAUUGGGGCCUUUUACCAACUUCGUACUUGAAUUGUACAUAAGCGAAUUUGAACAGAUGUCUUGUUGAUUUAUAAGGAGAUCCCGUUGUUCAGCUCUUGCUGCAGUAUAUAAUUAAUUGCGUCUUAUUAUUAUUAGCGAAUGGCUGUGUGAAAGAAAAAAUCAUUAAGAGGUUGGGACCGGAUUAACGGCUCGUGCAGUGUUGAAGCUCCCCAACCUUUGAGGCCUGUCAUGCACACGUCGGCAUGAGCAUGCAGUCUGCUCGUGUGCAUCGGUAGUUUAGUGUUCGAUAAUUACCGAUACGUUAUGUAUUUAUUUCGAUCAAUGUAAACUGCACACAUUCACAUUUUACUCAUCGUAGCAGUGUACGGGACACGGGGUAUAUUCAUGUUGAUUCCAGGAUACACAUUACAAACCUGUUGUAUUUGAAGAAUAGUUCCUAAAUGGAUGGAUGAACUGAAUGAACGUGAUGUGUAAUCAGGCUUUCUCUAAACUGAUCACCAUGGGUGACAUGAAAACGCCAGACUUCGAUGAUCUGCUCGCAGCCUUUGAUAUCCCGGACAUCGAUGCGAAGGAAGCCAUACAAUCCGGGGGUGGAGAGGAGGGGGAGGGUGCGGGGGGCCUGAGGCCUGGCGGCUGCGAUGAGACCGGCGAGGGCGCCGCCCAGUCGGCGCUGUGUGCCGACGGUGGCGCCGUGAGCGUUAUUGUGCGGCACACGCGCAGCAUCGACGCUCCCUUUGAGCAUACGCUACCCACCAAGGAGGGCCCCCAGCUGGAGCACGUCACCGUGCAGAAUGGCUUCGCUGUCGGGGGCUCGGGCGGCGCUGGCGGCAACGGCGGCGGCGGCAACGGCGGCGUCGCCGGAAAUGGCGGCGGGGGUGGUGGUGGAGCCGCGUCCGCCUCCGGUCUUGGUCUUGGCUUCGGAAAUCAGGAGCCGACUUUCAAGGCCAGCGGUGCGCCCAAGGGUGGCUCGGAACGGUAUGGCAGUGCGCAGCAGAAAGCCGAGGCGUUGAGGAGCGAGGAGAAUGAAAUGAAGGAGUCGAGCUUCUGCCAGUUCAGCCCGAUCUCGAGCGUUGAGGAGGGCGAGAUUGAGGAUGACGAUGAGGAAGAGGAGGAGGAGGACAGCGUCAAGGCCGUGGCCGACCCGGCGCCCAUGCAGAGGCGUUCGUCGGAGAGCUGCAGCUUCCUCGUGGACCGGCUGCUAGGCCUACACAGCGCGACGGACACCUACAGCGGGAACCUCCCCGCCGGGGUGAGGAGACCGAGCAGAGAGGAAAAAUUUCCACAGUUCUCUGGCGCAAGCGGCGGUACCGACCGUGGUGUUGCCGGCAGGGCGAAACCUGAUGCCAAGAAGGAGAAGCGUGAUGCCAGAGGAUUUGGCGAGCAGAGCAAAGGUGGCACGGAAGGCAAGCAGUAUAGGCCCGGGGAUGCGCACAAAGCAACAGACGCGCGGCAUAAACACUCGGAGAAGGCACACAAGGCGUCGGACAGCACGUACAAGUCUGAGGUGGCACCGAAAUCCACGGCGACGCCGUUCAAACCACCGGAAGGGGGACAAAAGCCUCAGCCUGAGAGCGAGCACAAGCAAGAGAAAGAGGUGAAGGCGGUGGGGGGAGUGAGAUUCCCACGAGCGGACGAGGCCAAGCCCGCCGUUGGCGGCAGAGCUUACAAACCGGCGGACGGCACGCUCAAGGCGCUGGACUGCAGCAGCAAGGGCACGGAUGUGGAACACGCGUCCUGGGAUGGCGAGUUCAAGGAAGAUGACCCUGAAGAAAUGGCGCUGGAGGACAGUAAGAAGCAUCUGGAGGGAGAGCUGAAGGCUCUGGAUGACCUGGAUGAACAAAUGCUGUUGGAAGAAUCAAAUAAGCAGUUUAGCGAGGGGAAGAGCGAGGAGUCUCCGCAUUCGGACGAGCCACCAUCGGACGAAGAGCACAAGGAAAAGGAGGAUGUGGCCAAAAAGGAGCCAGAUACGGGGGCUGCAUCUGACACAGGGGACGAAGCUAAAGAGCCCAAGAACGAGGAGGGGAAGUUGGGGCCCGCGCUGGAGACGAGUGCUUCUCGUCAGCUUGCGAAAGCGGCAGGAGGUGGCACGAAGCUGUCAUCUUGCAUUGAGGCCAUCGCUGCCCUCAAUGCGAAGAAAGCUGUUGCUGUGGAAACAAUCCCGAACGAGACGGUCACCAAGGAGACGCAAGAAAGCGAAUCCGCGGAGCCCGCAGGAGUCGCAAAGGAGCCGGUGCCCAGCGAGAGCCCCAGCCUGGGUGACAAGCCACCCCAAAGCCCCCUGGAGGUCGUGAGGAAGGCGUCCGUCAAAAUGCCUGACAGCCCGAGGAGCGUGUCGAGUGAGACCAGCAGCAAGGGGUCCCCGGCACCGUCCUCCCUGUCAGGUUGCGGGGGUUCGCCUCCCGCCAUCCCGAAGGUACGAAUUCGCACCAUCAAGACGUCGUCGGGCGAGAUCACGCGGAUGGUGACGCGCGUGAUGCCGGCCGUGGACGCGGAGGGCAUCGCCAGGCGGACGCCGGACGCUUCUCCGGGCGGGGCGUCGUCUCUCAACGGUGCCAGUGCACCGUCACCUGGUGGGGUGCCUCUGGGUAGCCCUGCCGGCACCUCACCGCAGCAAGCAGCGGCGGCGCCAGCGAAGAAGGCGGCGCAGGCGGCGCUAAGUGCUGCAGCCGCAAUCGCUGCUGCCGCUGGCUCGACCGCUGCUUCUGCCGGAGCGCUGGGAUCCAGCGUAAAGGGCAAUAACCCAUCGCAGGUUAUCAACAUCAAGUUUGGGGACAAUACCACAAUGAAGGCCACAGUCCUCUCGCCGACGACGGGUUCUACAGCCUCUGUGCAGGCUGCCAGCCACGCCAUCUUGAAGGCUGCCAAUGUAGUAAAACAGCAGCAGCAGCAGCAGCAAGCAACGGGCACCAUGGUCGUGUCUGCUCAGACAGUCGUCGGCACCAAGAUUCUGCCCAAAGCCGUCCAGCUGGCCAGCCUCAACCUGAUCCCGCAGACCGCCGCGCUCGCGCCGGUGGGCAUCGCUCCAACCUCGGCCACGUCGGCGGUGACCUUCGUGACCCAGGCCAUCACCUCGGUCCCCGCCGUGGUGACUUCAGUAGCCCCGUCGGUGUCAUCCGUCGUUCUGGCCAAGGACACGCACGUGCAGACGGCAUCGCACGUGGGCUUUGGCCGCCCCGCCGGGCUCCAGGGCCAGCCUUUGCUGCGCAAAGUGGUGGCUGCAGCCGGACAGACUGGCGGGGCACAGAGCUCCGUGGUGGAGGCCUUCAACCGCCUUCUCAACGGCGCCAACCCCGUGCCGCUCUACACGCCCAACCUGACCCCUCCAGCGACGGCCGGGCUCGCCAUCCCGACGAGCGGCUACCGCUGCCCCGAGUGCGGUGACUCGUUCUCGCUGGAGGCGAGCCUGUUUCGGCACUACGCCCGCCGCAGCCUGCGCAUCGAGGUGACGUGCAACCACUGCUCGCGCGGCCUCGUCUUCUACAACAAGUGCAGCCUUCUGUCGCACGCGCGCCAGCACAAGGAGCGCGGCGUGGUCAUGCAGUGCUCGCACCUCGUCAUGAGGCCGCUGCCCCUCGACCAGUUGAGCGUACCGGGCCCGGAGCUCACCACCGUGGCGCCGGGCUCCGGCCCGUCGUCCGGCUUGCCCGACCCGCCCACGGGAGCCGCCGGGGCCGGUGGUGCAGCGAACUCACAAAGCCAGAGUGCCCUGGGCGGUGUGAUCAGCGGCUCGGAUGGCCCGAGCCCCUCAGCCGCCCUUCCCCUGCAGGAGGAUCCCAUGCGCCUGACACGCUACGGCUCGCGCUGCCUCGAGUGCUCGCGCCAGUUUGUGGACGGCCCGUCGCUCGCGAAGCACUUCCAGCAGCAGGACGACGCGGCCACCCAGACGUGCCAGGUGUGCCAGAUGUUGCUGCCCAACAAGUGCAGCUUCGCGGCACACUCGCGCAUCCACCAGCACAAGUCGCCAUACACCUGCCCCGAGUGUGGCGCCGUGUGCCGCUCAUCGCACUUCCAGUCGCACAUUAAGGACAUCUGCCUGCACUACACGCGCAAGGUCGGAUACAGGUGCGUGCACUGCGGGCUGAUCUUUGCCGAGCUGCCCGCCCUGAAGACGCACAUCCAGAGCACGCACUGUGAGGUCUUCUAUAAGUGCCCGCUGUGCCCCAUGGCGUUCAAGUCGGCACCGAGCACCCACUCGCACGCCUACACGCAGCACCCGGGGGUCAAGGUCGGCGACUCGAAGAUUAUCUACAAGUGCUCCAUGUGCGACACAGUGUUCACGCAGCAGACGCUGCUGUGCAGCCACUUCGAUACGCACGUCGCCAAGCAGAAGGUGUCCGUGUUCAAGUGCCCCGACUGCGCUCUGCUCUACGCGCACAAGCAGCUCAUGCUCGACCAUGUUAAGAGUUCCCACGGGAAGUUGAAGAGCUCGGAGGGGCCCCCCAACCUGCCUGGUGUGCAGGCACCCACGGGACCGAGCCAGAGCUCGGCAAAAUCCAACGGCGCCAGCGACCAGAACACCAAGCCGGGUCGACAGGCCGGUGUGAACGGCUCCAGCAGCCGCAAGCGUGUCCCCACCUCGGAGAAGGCGGGCAGCGGAGGCACCGGCGGGAGUAGCAGCCGCAGGCCGGCAAGCGGGCGCCGCCUGCGGCUGAAGAACUCGGGCUGGACCUGCUCCGAGUGCCAGGAGCACUUCUCGGAGCGCGAGGUCUACGUGAGCCACGUGAAGCGCGUCCAUGGAAAGCCGAUAAAGAAGUACCCUUGCCGGCAGUGCGACCGCUCCUUCAGCUCCUCGCACAGCCUGCGGCGCCACAUCCGCAUCAACCACGAGGGCAUCCGCAAGGUGUACACCUGCUGGUACUGCGAGGACGCAAAGCGCACGUUCACUAAGCGCUUCAUGCUGGAGAACCACAUCCGCUUGAUGCACGGCAUCAAGGACCCCGACUUCUCCCAGAUGCCGGGCAUGAGCGCCGGCAGCGACGAGGCGGAGAACACCAGCCCGGAGGCUGGGAACAAGCGGCGGGGUAGCGGCGACGAGGGCCGCGUGCCAGAGGCCCGCGCCCAGGCCAUCACGCGGCCCGUCAAGCGCCUGCGCGUGGGCGGCGCUGGCGGGGCGAGCGGCCCCGAGGCCGGUGGGCCCGACCGGCCAUACAUGUGCGCCAAGUGCGAGUUCACGACGGAGAAGCGCGAGGAGUUCCAACGCCACAUCCCGCAGCACCGCACCGACGGCAUUGCGUGGCAGUGCAGCGAGUGUGGCCUCUGCUUCACAUCGCAACCGUCGCUCAACCGCCACCUCUACAUCGUGCACCGCAUGCGUGCCAGCCCCAUAGAGACCGACUCGUCUGACCGCGGUGGGGAUGGAGGUGACGGUGCCAGUGCUGGCGGCACCGGGGAGUCGCUGAGCGGCGGGGCCGGCGGGGGUAGUGGCGGUGGUGGCGGCGGCGGCGUCCCGGAAAACGGUGCCGACCAGCCUGGGGGCACGCAGCAGCCGUCCCACCACCACCCCGCGGCCGAGCACGGCACGGGCGCCACCGGCUGCACCGUCUGCGGCAAGACCUUCGACAGCGAGGCGGCGCUCAACACGCACCUGCGCACGCACGGCAUGGCCUUCAUCAAGGCCAAGAGGGCCGGUGCCACCGACAAGUGAAUGCGGCACGAGCGCGGAAGGGGGGGGUGGUAGGCGACAGGGGCGGGUGGCCGGGGCCGCUCUCGUUCGGUCGCAGAUCGGAAGCUCAAGGUGCACGCAAUCCUCGCUUGACGGCGUUCGUCACGUGGGCUGUAGGGUGUCAUCUUGGCCACCGGACAGCAACCGCUUACCAAGCACCAGUUUGUCCACUUGUGCAUAAACAAAUGGUGUUGUAAGGUGUUGUUCCUCCCUGUUAAAGGACAGUGCUGUGAUCUAUAUUCUUGAGUAAAGCAUCCAUUGGGACACACAAAAGGGAAUCGAGCACAAUAGCAGGUGAGGAGCACAACGCACUGCUGGAAGUGGCCUUGCUCUGCAUGCCAGACUGAAAGCGCACUUGAGAGGCGGUAGUGCGGCCUUGGGAGCGGCAACGGGGGAGUGCGGCGCAGGGAAGCCAGGCUCGGUGGCCGUCACCUCUGCUCACGGUGGAUGUUCACACGGGAAGCUGUCAUGAAAAGGGACAGCGGUGUUAUUUAAGUGACUGCCGUUCACCAGAGAUCUGCUCCGUUAUACAUUUCAAAAAAAAAAUAACGACUCUGCCAACGUUUGUUUAUGUCCAGAGGGUGCAAAUUGAGCAUGUGAAGUCUAACCACAACUUCGUACAACAGCUCUGCGGGUGCACAUUUAAUGUGUUUUAAUACGACAACGGUGCACAGCACGCGCACGUCGACACAGGUCCUUGCACAGGGUGAACUCUUCCCUUUGGGGUGGCACACGUUAACUUGACCAAAGCUACGACCGGGGUGGGGGGUGGGCGGUGUUGCCCUGCCUUGCGGGAGAACUGAAGUGGCCGGUUGCCUGCCAUGCUGUCCUGGCAGAGUGUUGUUGUUCAGUGUCUUUGCCACCCACUUUGGUCCUUAGGUCGGCGUCGCGUUCGUUGAAACCGCUGUGGCUUGUUCGUGGAGCAUUCCGUACGCGGGCGAACAGCAACACAUUACACAUUUUACUUUGUAAUGCUGCCAAAUCUUACGAAACUAUCUUUUUGGAUGGAUUUUUGUAAAUAAGUGUUCUACUUUUAUGUGUAAUAUAUAUGGAUUUUUCCAAGUACAGUAUAAUAAGGUUUUAAACCUGCUUUUUAGAAUGGGGCACACGCUCCCCGAGAAUCUGUUCCUCCGAUUGCCCCGUUAAAAUUGGAAAUCAAGAGAAUUAAUGUUUGUAAAAUAGUGCGCACAUGAAAAUGUGAAUCUUUGUUGGAACAAUUUUCAUUUUCCACAUGACUUGGUGAUAUCGCAGUGUUUUAACAUCGCCAUGAAAUCUAACAUUUUAGGGUGGGACGUAAAAUUAUGGUUUUCCCCACAUCAAUGAAUAGCCGACAGUUAUUACAGAUAUCUGCGUACGGUUUGUCUAAAUUCUUUUGUAUUUCGGAACGUUAGCCGUGUAAAUGCUGUUGCUUGUGACGCAGACGAUGGUGUGCGAUUGCGGUGUGCACGCCACACGCGCACAACGCCGCCCGCGUACACGCGCGGCGAGGUUAACGGACACCGGGCGAUUGACGGUGGCGUAGGCUGGCGCUUGGUGGUCAGACGUUUUUAGAGAAAUCGCGCGAGGUUUCUGCAGGACCAGUCUUGCAGAGAGGCGUGUCUAUAUCUGUACUUUAUUACAUUUUACAUUUCUGUAAUUCUUAUUGUUUUGUUUUUCAUCAAACAAAAUCGGUGGCUUUUUAAAAAAAAAAGACGUUAGUCACUUGAAUAGCUAUAUAUAUACGUUGCUUUUGAGCUGCUCAUUUGUAACAGUUCUUACGCUCAACAUUAGUAAAAAAACAUUUUAUGUUACACUUAUGUUAUUUAGCUAAAUGUAAGCAUUACAAUAAAAAUCUGUAUAGUUCA